This is a messenger RNA of Astyanax mexicanus (Mexican tetra), 1883 nucleotides long. RefSeq lists its product as uncharacterized. The transcript is spliced from 8 exons. Bases 77 to 835 code for a protein of 252 amino acids. The record is from RefSeq and is a predicted model, not a curated record. Lineage: Eukaryota; Metazoa; Chordata; Actinopteri; Characiformes; Acestrorhamphidae.
GGUUAAAAAUACAGUAUGCAAAGCAGACGGGGUGUAAAGUUGUUUGCAGGUCCAGGAAUUACUGUACCUUCUAUGUAUGCCUAGAUUUGCAUGGGCAUCCAAUUUUGUAUUCGUAACAGUAACAGUGUUUUCUGUGGUUCAAACAGCCCUCGUCAGUUUCUGUUCUAUCAGCAUUACAGACACGCAGAGGAGAACAAUGGGGGUGGCUGGUGCAGGACUAACAUAUCUUCUCUUCUCUACUUUGCUAUUCUCUGGCUUUCUGGCUCAUCAAGUACUAGCGGACUCUCUCUGUGUACCGUAUCAGUGCCUGAACUGUAGUGCAUCUGGAAACUGCCAGCUGUGCUCCAACACCUCAGUAGCCAACAGUACCAGCUGCAUUGAUGCUCCCAAAAUCUGCAUCAUAGAUGCCGCUGUAAAGCUGAUUGCUGAGUCUUUCCAGGUUGAAGAACGAUCUGCACUGACUGUGUACUGUAAUCAUAGCCUGCCUCAAAACAUGAACACAAAUUUCAUGUGGCUACUAAAUAACAAUGAGAUGAUGGGUGAAAUCAACAGGAGCCUGGUUGUGAAGAUCAAUGAGACAAUAAAACUGGCCUGCACGGUGUUCAGUCCAUGUGGAAACUUCAGCUCUAACUCUCAAGAAAUAACUAUCAAAGAUGGAAGUGGGCUCAUUAUCCUGAUCUGUGGAGUAGGAGCUGUGGUGGUUAUUGUCAUUCUGGGUGUUGUCAUGAAAAUUAUAAUAAAAAGAAAUGAAGUCCAAAACGAGGCAAGGAAGCGUCAGAGACAAGCACGCAUGCAGAACAUCAGCAGCACCACCGAGGUCACAGGAUACUGGUGAAGAGAGAAAGAAAUGUAUUGUUCUAUACAGCGAAUGUUGAGAAGACAUUAGCCAAAAUUGAGUAAUAAGAAAUUGUAAAAUUGACCCUGCUAUUUGCUUGGCUGAGAGGCGUUUUAUGAGUGACAUUAUCAGCAGAUAAUGCACUGUAACCGAAGCUCUCCAUGUAUUACUCCACCACAUACAGAUAACCUAGCAACAAUGCAGCGCUUACAAACCAAGUGCAAUAUCAUUUGAUGUCACCAUUGGGAGAUGCUAGAUCCCAUAGGCACAAUGAAUAAGCGUCAUAUCUCUAAUAAGCAGCGCAGGAAAAGAUGCUGUCCCACAAAUAAAUAAGCCCAGCAAUGCGAAAAUACACAUUAUUACACACAUUAUCAGCCACCAAUAUCAGGUUUUCUACAAUCUACAUAACUCGGCCUUCUGCCUUGUGCCUACGACCGCAUGAUCACAGCAGUGCCAAUAUGCCACAUUAUAGCAUGAGUGUAUUAUUGCUUAAUUAUUUAUCUAAUUAUCUACAUUGUCAAACACAGUCCGGGUCGGAACAAGAUUUCCCACCACUUUCCUCAGGCCCUGUUAAUUCAGGCUCCAGAAAAUGGUUUGAUUUAUUUUAUAUAAGCUAUGUCGUUGAAAGUUUUUAGGAGUCGCACAGGUGCACAUCUGACUGAUAAAAACCAGGACAACGAUCUACGGUCAGCCGCGAAAUCAUGUCUGGAUCACCAUGCGCACCUCGCCCAGAGCCUUUAGAAAUCAACUAUAUAAUAAAAUAUACUUAAAAAUGUGUACAGUAACUAUAAGUUAUUAUUAGAUAUGUUUUGGUCUGACAUUUAUAAGGAUUUAUAUUUAUGUUCAGUACAUGGACUUUAUUAUAUUAUGAAGUAUACUUUAAGCACAAUGCUAACAUUAAUAAUGCUAAAAUCUAUUUAAGAAAUACAUCCAAAUAAUAUUCAUGUAAAAGAGCUCUUGUAUCAGAAUGUGUAUUGUUAUUGUCUGCUGUGCAUCUGAUUCUGCGUAAGUUUCAUUCAAAAAUCACAUUUUGUGGAGAAUAAAUAUG